CUCUGAGGCCCAGACUACCUGAUUGAAGAUAUGUACUGAGUUUAGUCAUUUACACGAUAACGUUUGACAUAUAAACGAAAAUCUACUCGAGUUGUCAAGUUUGUUAAAUAUUUAUACGAAUUAACGCGCAACAAAGUUCUGAUGAGAGCCGAGAGGUUUCUCUUGAUUUUGUUGUGUGUCUUGUUCACAUGAAGAUCAGAUGAUGGAUGCUGAGAUCAUCAGGAUAGAUUCAGAUAUCAGUGUAUCAUCUUCAGAGGGACUGACAGCACCUGAGUUCACCUGUCACUGUUGUUAUGAAAUUCUCAUUGAUCCCACCACACUCACCUGCGGUCACAAUUUCUGUCGUCACUGCCUGGCGAUGUGGUGGUCUUCCUCCGGCCAAGCACAAUGUCCAGAGUGUCGAGAGAUAUGGGAAGGUUUUCCCAAAAUCAACAUUCUCCUUCGGGACGCGGUGGAGAAGUUGUUUCCAGAUGAGGUGAACAGACGGAGAAGGGGUGUACAGGGUGACCCGCAGGCCUGUCAGGUUCUCCUGGCGUUCCAUCAGUUUGGAGAGAAACGGGCUCAUGGUGCAGGUGCAUCAAAGCACUCACUACAGCAAAAGGGAUUUUACACUGGAGUAAUAGCAGCACUGUCCUGCAUGAGCUUGUUGUUGUUAUUGUACAUGAUGUGGCCCAGAGUUGAUCAGGAUGCGGUCAGUAAACCGGUCAGCAGGUGGAGUGUUGAUGAUGUCACUCUGUGGAUGGAUGAGUUAGGGGACUGGAGCAGACAAUACAGAGAAACAUUCAGACGGGAACAGAUCAGUGGCAGAUUAUUGACUGUUCUCGGAGAUGAGGAUCUGUCUGAAGCUCCGUUCAGGAUAGAAGAUCCUCUCCACAGACGAGCUUUACUGCAGGAGAUCCAGAACAUCAAACAUCUCGGAGUUAAAGCACCAGGAAACCUGUGGGAGUAUAAGGCCAUGAAUUUAGGGAAAUCUCUUUUUCUGUUGAUUGGUCUGAGAGAUUCUCCGCGUGUUACGCUGCUUUACCUCUAUCUGUUUGAUUAUGACCAAACGUUUCUUCCAUUCAUCCACACCUCCUGGCCUGCACAAAGAGCCAACACAACGCAGGAUGACCCAUCCCACCAAACUCAGCAUGAUCAGCCAACGUGGCGUCAGUGGGCGGGGUUUCUGGUCAUGUACUGUCUGCUGCCCUAUCAUCUGCUGAUUGAAUUUGCAUGGAAUUGGCUGAACGUUCAUUAUUGGACAUCACGUAUUGUCAUCUUAAAUGCCUCAUUAUUGUCAGUGCUGGAAAUCACAUUUAUUUGGAGACUAUGGAGCAGAGGAGAAAUAAUGACCCUACCUAAUAGGAUGUGGAAUCAUUUGAAGAAGACGAUGUCGCAGUGGUUAAUAUUCGUGCUGCUGUGGCCAGUCAUCCCUCAGUUCAUUUGUAACUGGGAAUUCUACAUAGGCCUCUACUUCAGCCCAAUCUUUAAUAUAGUCGUGUUGAGCAAAAACUUCUAAAUUCAGACACUGCAGCUCUGGAUAUUUAACACACACAAGCAUAAAGCUAUGAUACAGCUGUGGCCUUUAAACUCAAUCAUACAAAUAUACAGGAACACAUAAACUCUUAAUAAAAACACUGAAUCAGUUCACACUCAGAAUCAGAAGUUAAUCAGUUCUGCUCAAUUCUACAUUUUGAAUGAUACCGAUGUGUGGAUGGGUGCACAUUUAUGUUUGUGUUGCUAUGUUUGUUUAUAUUUAUGUAUGUUUUAUUUAUUGUUUAUAGAAAUUGUUUCAAAUCUAUAUUUUGUUAUAAAAAUCUAUUUUCUGAUUCUUCUUAUAUUAUUGAUAUUAUUUUAAUAGAUUGUUCCAUAUUUGACCUAACAAAUUAAUUGACUGUUCCAUCUUUGUCUUUGUUUUAAAAUAUUUAAUUUUGCCAUAGUUUUGCAAAAACAUUCAAGACGGUAAUAAAUAGUUUUCUAAG
Messenger RNA from Paramisgurnus dabryanus, 1961 nucleotides. Its product is annotated as bifunctional apoptosis regulator-like. Gene Ontology annotation, cellular component: nucleus. The record is from RefSeq and is a predicted model, not a curated record. Gene Ontology annotation, molecular function: ubiquitin protein ligase activity; protein binding. Gene Ontology annotation, biological process: proteasome-mediated ubiquitin-dependent protein catabolic process. Lineage: Eukaryota; Metazoa; Chordata; Actinopteri; Cypriniformes; Cobitidae.